ACAAUUUAGGAUGUCACACAAAGCCUUGCCGAGUUGAGUAAAUGACCCGCUUCUUGUUUUCCUAGGACUAGGAUAUGCGAGAAAAAGGGAUAGCAUUCUUGGGGCUUAGGGUUUAUCCUGCUCCUUUGCGCUGGCAAAAUAGCUAAAAAUGAAAGCUUUACUCCCUUCUCCUUCUUCUUCUUCUCAGAUUCCUCCAUGGCUAAUCAUCCUCUUUUACAGACGCCAUUCAUGCACUUCUUCAACCUCAUCUCCACCAAUAAUCCCUCAAACCGAGUCCCACCAUGUUGAAUUCACCAAGAAUCAUGUAGUCGAUGUCCUCCUCAGUCACAGAAACGACCCUGAUUCAGCUUAUCGCUACUUCCAAACUGCUAGACAACAGCGCAGUUUUCUCCACACUAAAUCUGACCCUUUCUUUGUUCUCCUUCACAUAUUAGUCACUUCUUCAAUUCAUCAACAUAAAGCUCAGCGUUUACUUGAUUAUUACGCUUCUAGUGAUUCCGGUCCUUCUGCUAACGUUGUUUUCAAUGGCUUAGUCAAUUGCGGUAAGGCUUUUGAUUUCGACUUGAAUCCUCGGGUUUUUAAUUUCUUGAUUAAUAGUUGUGUGAAAGCUGGUAGAUUGAAUGAUGCUAUUGAUUGUUUUAAUGGGAUAUUGGAACACGGUAUAAUGCCGUGGGUACCGAUAAUGAAUAAGCUUUUGAAGAUAUUGGUGAGGCAGGAUAUGAUUGGAGUAGCGCGAGAUUUGUAUAAUGAUGUAGUGUCUAGAGGAAUUGAUUUUUAUGAUUGUGGCACGGUUCAUAUUUUGAUGUCUGCUUGUGUAAGGGAAGGGAAAAUGGAGGAGGCUGUGAAGCUUUUUGAGGAGGGUAAGAUGAAUGGGAUUAAGCUUGAUGCAGGAUUGUAUAGCUUAUGUGUUUAUGUUGCUUGUAAGGAGCAGAAUAUAAGAUUGGGAUUGGAGUUGUUGGAGGAGAUCAAAGACAGUGGUUGGGUUCCUUCUGAGGGCACAUAUACAAACAUAAUUACAGCUUGUGUGAAACAAGGGAAUAUGGUUGAGGCAUUAAGGCUUAAGGAUGAAAUGCUUAGUAAUGGCCAUCAGAUGAACUUGGUGGUUGCAACAAGUUUGAUGAAAGGGUAUCAUGUGCAGGGCAAUUUAUCGAGUGCUUGGGAUUUGUUUGAUAAACUGUCUGAGUAUGGACUCACUCCGAACAAGGUGACAUAUGCAGUUAUAAUAGAAGGAUGUUGUAAAAAUGGGAAUGUUCAGAAAGCAGUAGAAGUUUACAGGCAAAUGAAACUUGCUGGUAUUAAGCCUAAUGUUUAUGUUGAACAUUCGUUAAUAAAGGGAUUUUUGAGUGUUAACUUGUUAGAUGAAGCAAUGAAUGUGUUUGAUGGGGCAAUAAAUUUGGGUACGGCCAAUGUUUUCAUUUACAAUAGCAUAAUAGCCUGGUUUUGUAAGAAGGGUCUGAUUGAUAAAGCUCAAAACAUCUGGGAUAAGAUGGUUGAU
Messenger RNA from Capsicum annuum, 1495 nucleotides. Its product is annotated as pentatricopeptide repeat-containing protein At3g54980, mitochondrial-like. NCBI's taxonomy places the organism in Eukaryota, Viridiplantae, Streptophyta, Magnoliopsida, Solanales, Solanaceae. The transcript has a single exon. Gene Ontology annotation, molecular function: protein binding. The annotation marks the transcript as partial. The record is from RefSeq and is a predicted model, not a curated record.